CCAGAAUUUUUAUUUUUACGAAAUAAUUUUUUUCAAAAUUAUAGAGAAAGAAGUUCUCCUCGACGCUGGAAGAGAUAUCUUAUGACGCGUCAUAAGUAUAUCAUUGUUAUUGGUACAGUACUUUUCGUUGACAUUCUUUUUCUUUUUCCGUAUUCUGGCAUACAACUUGUUGCUUUUUUACAUCUUAACAAUGUCAUCACUACCUCACAUUACUCAACCCUGAUUAGAUGGAUAUUGCAAAUAUUAAUUGGUAUUCAUUCGGUUUGUCAGCCUAUUUGCUAUUUUCGUAUGAAUGAAUUCCGUCGAUUGGCUUGUUGCGAAAAUCGUCGCAGUUAUAAUUGUCGUUCAUGCAGCCAAAUACAACAAUCUCGUAAGUAUUUCAAAGAUUUAGUUUUCAUCCCUAAAAUGCAGCAGUGA
Messenger RNA from Dracunculus medinensis (Guinea worm), 417 nucleotides. NCBI's taxonomy places the organism in Eukaryota, Metazoa, Nematoda, Chromadorea, Rhabditida, Dracunculidae. The record is from the annotation of a GenBank genome assembly.